Molecule: messenger RNA, 1527 nt
Organism: Penicillium odoratum
Lineage: Eukaryota; Fungi; Ascomycota; Eurotiomycetes; Eurotiales; Aspergillaceae
Product: cytochrome P450
Exons: 5
Coding region: 1-1527 (508 amino acids)
Molecular function (GO): monooxygenase activity; oxidoreductase activity, acting on paired donors, with incorporation or reduction of molecular oxygen; iron ion binding
Source: RefSeq, a predicted model, not a curated record
AUGGGUCUCGCAAAUGUGGUGUCACUGUUGACGGUGACAAAUAUCUCAUUGGCUCUUAUUACGUACAUUGUGCUCAAGUUUGUCUACCAAAUCGUCUAUUAUCGCUUUUUCCAUCCUCUUUCUGCCUUUCCCGGUCCCUUCUGGGCGUCUGUGACCCGACUAUGGAUCGCGAAACAGAACUUGCAAGAGACGGAGUACUUGACUUGCUAUGAGCUGUCAAAGAAAUAUGGACCCGUUGUUCGAAUUACCCCUACUUUGCUGCUGGUCAGCGACCACUCUAAACUUCCGGAGGUCUAUCACCGCAAUGCCGACAAGACCGGUCACUACAUUACUGGUAGCUUUGGAGAAACUGAAAGUCUGUUCAAUAUGAGAUCACACAAGACUCAUGCCGUGUUCAGGAAACACAUUGCCGGACCCUACAGCUUCACCAGCAUCAAGCGCAUGGAACCAUUAAUCGACGCCCGCAUCAAAGAAUGGAGCGCCAAACUCGACGACUCCUUCGUCAAAACUGGCGAAUCCUUUGACUUCGCCUGGUGGGCAGUCUACAUGGCCUACGACAUCAUCAGCGAAAUAGGCUUCGGCGCUCCCUUCGGUUUCAUCGAAAAAGGCGAAGACAUCGGCGGCCUGAUCCAAGGCUUCCACGACGGGCUCCCAGCAUUCGGUCUCCUAGCUCGUCUCCACCCCUUCACCUCCUGGCUCAAAACAACCUUCCUGAAAAAAUACCUCGUCGCGACACCAGCCGACGACUCAGGAAUCGGAGUCCUCAUGCGCUUCCGCGACAAACUGAUCGCCCAACGUAUCAAAGAUAACUCCGAAAAAGAAUCCCAGCAUGUCGAUCUCCUCCAAAUGCUCCUCGACGCUCGCACAGAUGACGAUAAACCCCUCGACCUGGAAUACAUCCGCGCAGAAGUCCUCCUCGUCCUCCUCGCCGGCGCAGAUACAACUGGUACCGCAUUCCAGGCCAUGAUCCACUUCUUACUUAAGAACCAAACUGCUUAUGAGCGUAUGAUGGAGGAGAUUGACUCUGCCUCGAAAGCGGGCUUGAUCUCCGAGAUGCCACAGUAUGAUGAGGUUCUUACCCAUCUCCCCUUUUACGUGGGUUGUGUCAAGGAGACCAUGCGUCUCUGUCCAUCUGCACCGAAUAUCUUCCCGCGAUAUGUCCCCGAGCCUGGACUCGAACUAUUUGGUAAGUUCGCGCCUGCCGGAACGGAGAUUUCUUGUAACCCGUACCUCGUGCAUCGGGACCCGGCUCUGUACGGUGAUGAUGCGGAAGAAUUCAAACCUGAGCGGUGGUUGGAUAUCGAGCGAGCGAAGUUGUAUAAUAAGUAUAAUAUGGCAUUCGGGUAUGGGUCACGGGUUUGUUUGGGGAGGGAUAUUGCGAUGAUGGAGUUGUUUAAGGGGCCUUUGCAGUUCUUCCGUUCUUAUAAGCCGGAGCCUGUGAAGGGGAAGCCCGAGGCUCAGUUUGUGGUGAAGGGUGGUGUUGGGUACUGGAAGGAUGUGUGGUUGGCUAUCUCGAAACGUGAGUAG